GGUCCCGAGAUUUAAGCUUAAGGACCUACUGAAUAGAGUAUGAGAACCGAAAUUUGUGUAUUUGUCGUCUUAACUGAUGAUAUGGAGAGAUGUUGUUUCCAUGCCGUCCUGUGAGCUAAUAGAGUACCAAAGUAUAAACAGGGCCGGCUUCCUGUUGUUGAAUACUUCUCCUCAUUCAUUCAAUUCCAGGAAAUAUAAAUUCCCAUAACUUUUCAGUCCAGCCAAAAUGAAAUUCUCAGCAACCCUCAUCUCUGCACUCAGCGUUGCCACUGCAUCAGCUGCCGCCAUCCAAGAACGUGCCGGUACCCUUUUCACCAUUACCGACUUUAAAGCUGCGUGUACUAGCAGCACAUCCUGCUCGUACUCAUUCGAGUAUGCGAUAGGAACAGGAACCACUGGCAGCUCCACAGCCUGUUCAACUACUCUCUCAACCACUGGCGGGAAGCUCCCUGACAUUGCCACAAAGGGCGCCAGAUGCGGCGGUAUAACCUAUUGGUUCACGCGCACUUCUGAGGGUCUUAAGGUUUACAAUUCCCUCCAGAUUACGUAUACCAGUAGGACCGGAAGCUACGUGAUUCCUACCAGCGAGCUGAGUACCAGUGGUGGGUUUGAGCAUUAUACUGGUCCUACUACUUUCGCUUUGUCCUAGCCUUAAUAGAUGGUAGAAUGUGCUUCAUGUGAGGCCGAAAAGACUGAGUCGGUGUAUCAUUAUAGAUGCGGGUAGAUUUUAGAGGGGAUUUCUUUAACGAAUGGAGAUGUUAUUCA
Botrytis cinerea B05.10 is the source of this 765-nucleotide messenger RNA. RefSeq lists its product as hypothetical. The coding region runs from base 227 to 649 and encodes 140 amino acids. The record is from RefSeq and is a predicted model, not a curated record. The transcript is spliced from 2 exons. NCBI's taxonomy places the organism in Eukaryota, Fungi, Ascomycota, Leotiomycetes, Helotiales, Sclerotiniaceae.